AAGGGAUCUUAUACUUAAGGUUCCUCUGUAGCUGUCUGAGCUUGUGCAUGUUUCAUGAGACAUCGUCGUCCCCUACUACACGUGAAAGAGCCUCAACAUCUGGCCAGGGCAUUAUCUACCGGAGCUGAUGUUGUCGUGCUAAUUAGCCGCUCUAUCCUUUUUUUUCCCAACUUACAGUGGAAAGAUAGACAAUCAAUUCAGAAGUCAGCCGUCAAACCGUCCUCGCGUUUGCCCGUUUUACACGCCGCCGGCAGCCGGGCUUGAACCACACGAACCGCCUCCCGUCUUCAACUGGACCUUUGCCGCAAAGGUGCCGAACGCCGCAGUCACAUUCCAUUAGGAAUCCAAGAUCGCAAUGGCGGACCGCACAACACUGCUUCGCCCUCCCCCCAACGACCCUAACAAGGCGCCUAUCGAAAAUGCCCUCGACGUGACAGAGCUGGCCGUCUUGGGUCCCAACAUUUUCACCAACACGCAUCCACCAUGGCACCCCCCUGGUGCACGGGGCAUCUACGGCGGCGCAGUGAUCGCCAUGUGCCUCGCCGCGGCGCAGCGUACGGUGUCGCCGGACUUCGUCGUGCACUCGUGCCACUGCUACUUCCUGCUGGCCGGCUCGUCCGAGCUGCCGAUCCUGUUCCACGUCGAGCAGGUUCGCGACGGCCGGUCCUUCGCCACGCGCACCGUCCAGGCGCGCCAGCGGGGGCGCUGCAUCUUCACUACCACCAUCUCCUUCACCGUGCGGACGGAACCUUCUUCUUCUCCUUCUUCUUCUUCUGCGUCAGGUAGUGGGAGGCAGCGGCAGCAGCAGCAGCAGCAGGUGAGCCACUCGAGCGAAAUGCCCUGCGACGCGGACGGCAAGCCGUUGCAGCCGCCGCCAGACGAUUACAGCGAUGAGCCCGACCUUUCGAACCCGGGCCCUUUUCAGGGCACCAAGAUCGAGAUUGUCAACGCGGGGAGCGACAAGCCGGGCGAGAAGAAGACGCGGCAGUGGAUCCGGGCCAGGGGCAAGAUUGCGGGCGGGAUGCCGGCCCACCUGGAGGCGCUGGCCUACGUGUCGGACAGCUACUUCAUCGGAACCAUCACGCGCAUCCACAAACUGUGGCGCUUCCCGUUCAGGGCCGAAGAGUUCGACAGCCUGCCCGAGGACCUGCAGCGCAAGGUGAAGUCGCUGCAUCAGUGGGAGGGCAUGGGCGAGGAUCCCAGGGAGAUGGUGGGACAGCCGGUCAUCGGAAUGAUGGUGAGCUUGGACCAUACCAUCUACUUCCAUAACCCAAGCAAGGUGAGGGCGGACGAGUGGAUGUUGAAUGAGAUGGAGAGUCCGUGGGCCGGGGACGGGAGGGGCGUGGUGACCCAGAAGAUAUUCAGCAAGGACGGCACGCUGCUGGCGACAUGCGUACAGGAGGGUCUCGUCCGUCUCCAGCAGCCCAAUCCCGAAGAGCGCAAGGAGUCCAAGCUGUAACUCGACAGAGGGCCUCCAAUCGGCGAUUGUGUCUUCCUGUGGAUAACUUACCUAUUGUACUCUUUUGACCAUGCGUGUUUUCUGUUUUGCAUAGAGAGGCAUGUAUGUAUAAGGUAGAUGGCCUGAGGCUGGGUGCUCAAGUGCCGCCAACGGUCCUUGUCGGCGAAUCUCAUAUCGAGCACCAAAUAAUAGAGAUGCAUGGAUACCUACUACUAAUAUGUGUGCAUAGCGAUGUGGUUUUAGUUAAAAGAGAACCAUUUAUCUGCCUUAUUUCUGGAAGUCCUCCAGCUGGAAGAGAGGCAAGGAACAGAUUGCACGACAGACUGUCGAUGGAGUGGUAGACUUGUGUUCUUUUCUUGUCUCUUUUCUUUUUCUAAGAUAUGU
Molecule: messenger RNA, 1843 nt
Organism: Chaetomium strumarium
Lineage: Eukaryota; Fungi; Ascomycota; Sordariomycetes; Sordariales; Chaetomiaceae
Product: thioesterase-like superfamily-domain-containing protein
Exons: 3
Coding region: 356-1459 (367 amino acids)
Biological process (GO): fatty acid catabolic process; acyl-CoA metabolic process
Cellular component (GO): peroxisomal matrix
Molecular function (GO): fatty acyl-CoA hydrolase activity
Source: RefSeq, a predicted model, not a curated record